Molecule: messenger RNA, 5709 nt
Organism: Exophiala oligosperma
Lineage: Eukaryota; Fungi; Ascomycota; Eurotiomycetes; Chaetothyriales; Herpotrichiellaceae
Exons: 1
Coding region: 1-5709 (1902 amino acids)
Biological process (GO): positive regulation of autophagy; intracellular signal transduction; negative regulation of TORC1 signaling
Cellular component (GO): GATOR1 complex
Molecular function (GO): GTPase activator activity
Source: RefSeq, a predicted model, not a curated record
AUGCAAGGCUCCAGCAUUCAUCGCCGCACCAGCAGCGGAUCCACAAUCAAAGCUGCCGGAAGGAAUCAUUCGGGUUUGAGCAAUGGUUCUGCGGGCACCCAAGCAAAACCGCCCGUCCGUGCCACUCUUUGGAUCCACGACGAUAACUUCUCACCCGAGGAUGUCCUCCUGAAUGAAGCUUUUCUCGAAGGCACAGACAUACGCGAAGGCAAUCUCAUAGAAAUUUUUCUUGCGAAAGAGACGUCUGACGUUCGCGACUUUCAGUCUCCAGUCACCAAAAACGAGGACACGGCUUUCAAUGUCUCAGGAAGACCACAUGUGGAUCACGCUGCCGAUGCCGCGACGCGGUAUCUCUGUGUUGCUAAACAUGCCCCAUUAGAUCUCACAGCGAGACAGACAGGUCUCCAGGUUUCCGUGAAAAGCAAUAUUGCCAACGCCUUUGGACUUCGACCACGGUCCCAAGUGUGGAUCAUCCCUGCUUCCUUUGAAGACCGAACAGCUUCGCAUGUCGAGUUCAAUUUCAGAGAUGCCUACUUAGCAAGGUCUGAUAUGUGGAGGCUUGUUGGCCAAGAAUUGGCUGGCAGAACAAUUUACACCGGGCAAAAGAUCACUUUCCUAGGCACAAUCAAGUUGACUGUGAAGUCAAUUCAUGUCCAGAGUCAUAAAGUAGCGUCUGGGUAUUUCUCAGGAACAACUAUCCCAAUAUUCCGCAGCGAGGCCGCCCGUUAUGUACUUUUCAUACAGAUGUCCAGUGAGAUGUGGGACUUCGAUUCCGAAGGCAAUGGUGAGAUCAUGUUCAAUCGAGUGAUUAACGGGUUUCUUCCAGACCUCUUCAAGCGAUGGACCGAUCUGGACGUUCGUCACCUCGUCAGCAUUGUCAUGUUUGGACGUCUCGAAUAUGAUCGUUUCGACCUUGCUAGGAACAAGGACAGAAGAAUAGAGACGGCUCCGGAGACAGGAGCACCAAACAUGACUGCCAGACAAUACCAAGACUUCUACCGGGUUGUUGUCACGGAUAUGGCAAGCGCACAAUGGACCACUAUCUUGAACGAGCUGAAAAAGGAUUUUCGUGUUUUCCUCAGGGAUAUCUCGCUGCAUACAUCAGCCAACAACGAGAUAGCAGUCAAGGAUGCAAAGACCAAUGGCACUCGCAUCGCUGGGAGACCAAGUACAGCUCUGAAGGGAAAUAUCUUGGAAGCCAUCAACAUAGCUUCGACACAAUUUGCCAAUGACUAUGUUGACCGUGAUCUGAUUCGGACGGGAGUCUCAAUUGUGGUCAUCAGUGCCGGAACCGGGGUUUUUGAGGUCAACAGAGAUCUUCUUAACCUGACAUCACAAAAUCUGACCAACAACGGAGUCGGCAUUGACAUUGUUUGCCUAUCAAGAAUGCCUCUCCACUCUGUGCCACUGUUCAAAUAUCGUAACAGUCCCUCCGAAGAUUCUGCUCAGUCUGCCCUCCCCUCCAGCGUCAACAUCAGUCCCCGAAGGUCAGGUUCAGGCCCGGCGCUGUACGAUUCCAGCCAACCGCGCAAGCUAUCGCCUGCCUUAUCGUCCAUUACAUCAAAUAGUCUUCGGCACCUCACCAGUUACAUUACAGGCCAGGGCCAUGAGGGUUUACGUGGCUGGUGUUUUGGUAUUCCUCAAUGGGUCGAUCUCUCAUACUGGUCUGCUGAAGAUGACCGAAUCGAGCCACUUGUGCGUGAAGACGAGCCUAAGGACAAAGGUCAGGUGUCGAAGCGAAACAAACGUCCCUUCGUACCACGAGUUCGCAUGUAUGAGAUUCAAAUGAUGGGUCUGAUGGAACUAGGACUGGCAGACAUGAGCAUACCUUUCAUGAGUGAGACCCAGACCUUGACCUUAGGAAAAGCCAAACACUACAAGUACAGAAACAGACGAACAAGUGCAGCCAGGAGUUUAUCACACUCUCCAACGAUUUCGCGUAAGCUCGGGCCAAGGCUAGACCCAAAGCUUCAUUCCCAAGGACUUUUAUCCACGCAUGCGAAAGCGUUGGGAGACAUCUUUGAACGUAUGGAGCGGUAUGACUCGAUGUUGUUCCGCUCAAGGCCCGGGCACCAAGUGCUAUCGACUAGGCUCAUGCAAUCUUCAAGUCUGGAAAAGAGUGCAGCUUUCAUAACAUCUAAGCUCGAUAACGAAACCCAAGCAAAGGUCGACGAAACAUCCACGGGACCAAAGUUGACGAAAGUGACUUCCAGGAAAGCACCCAAUGGCGCCUUUCGCCCACAACUUCCAUCCCUAAUGUCAGGAGACGCAUCCGAAGGAUCUGCUGCAAAGCAAACUCCGGAAACACCAAAAGCGAACCGCAAUUUGAGCUAUUCUUUGAGGGGUUUGGCUCCCCCAGUGAGAUCUGUACCAAGCACGGAGGUCAACACUACCAAUAUAUCAGCCCAGCCAGCUAUUAGCAUGCUCGGCAAGUCAAGACCAACAGUCGCUACAUCCGCCGCAAGUAUUCGAUCGGUCUCUACUACCAGUCUCGCCGGAGAGAAAAAAAACCUUCUGCAGCAACGAUUUGGAAGCCCAAAACCAACUUCCUCGAAUCGCCCAAGCGGCAUGCCGUCGAAGCCAAUCUCAAUCAAUACGCCGCUACGAAAGCACCACGAUGACAGGAUUGGCGGUUCGCUAAGAUCGAACUCGACCUCGCAGCAUGUUAAAAACGACAUCAACGAUAGAAAAAACAGCUACGAAACAGAAGGAGAAUCAGGGAGCGAAAGGUCUGCAACGUCAGCUAGCGAUGGAGAGGGGGAUGACAGUGCUGAAGCUGCCGAGAGCUGGAUGGGUACGUCAAUCGCAAGCUCGGUUACUCGAAGCAACCUCCCAUAUGUCCGGAACGUCAACGCUUCGAAUCCCUUGAAACGACAUCCGGAACGAGAGUCAUACUACGGCAGAUGGCAACAUUUGUAUCCACGGAAACCUCGCGCCGCUAUUGUCAAAUGGAGAUCAUUAUGCACCCCUGCUUCAGUCCCUUUGACCAGUUCAGAUUUUCCUUCCAUGCAGGACCUUCAGACGGAGUAUGAAUCGACUUCUUACGAUGUCCACCUCGAAAUGUCCAACGAUAUGCUUGAAGUCCCUGAAUCUCGUGACACGCUCCUUCGAGAAAUGCUCGCCUUGAGGUUCUCUCAUGGCUACCAAUUGGUGGUAGGCCCGACUUUAGUUGAGUCUGUGGGACCCGGCACUGGUGACAGUUCGUCAUUCUUCACACCUGGUCUAGUUAGACCAGACGGAUCUUACAUCUUUCUGUCUAUGGCAAACACGAUACAAAAACUGUCUCUCGAGGAAGCAGAUUGUAUCCGUGUCACGAGAUACGUGCGCAAGCAGCCUACUGUCCAACCACCGUAUCCUCAACACAUCAACUAUUAUCCUAACAUCAAAACAAUCCUUUCCAAAAACUACAUGAUACGAGACAUGCAAUUCAAAGGAUUCUCUGAACAGUAUCCUUGGGAAGAAGCAGACAACUACCUCUCCGACAUCAGCCGGCAAGCGGAAGCAGAUACUGUAGCACUCAGAUUCUGGCGUGCUCGGUUCGUUUUGAUCCCAGUCGAACCGCCUCAGACCGCCCGCAGACCGGCACCCUCUGAAGGAGAGGAGAAUGAAGAGGAGAUUCAUCUACGGGGCAUCAGAGUAUUGACACAGAUGUGGCAAAAAGCUCGAUUCGUCCCGCCCGACGAAAGAAGACCUGCUCACAAUCGCCUGAGCACGAUGAAGCUCAAAGAUCGUAAUCCGUUGCGUAUCAAUCUCGAGACCCUGAAUCCGUCCGAGUUAGUCGCCACCGAACUCGAUAAGCUCAUCGCAGCUGAGGAGGCUGGCGAGCUGCAAUCUACUCAGCUACUUCCCGAGGAAGAUCAGUUCGACCGUGAUAGUUUCAGCUUAUCCAAAUUGGCACAAACAUUGCAAGGCGACAGAGGGAUCGAGAUCAAGACCAGACGAUGGCACCUGAGGUUGCAUUAUAGUUGUUUCAUGGGUGAAGACUUGACCAACUGGCUAGUCCACAAUUUCAGAGAUAUUGAAACAAGAGAUGAGGCGGUGGAAAUCGGCAACGACCUCAUGAAGGAGGGUCUGUUCGAACACGUGAACAGCCGGCACAAGUUCAAAGAUGGCAAUUACUUCUACUCCAUCAAACCUGAGUGGCGUACCCAAAGAGCAGAGAACAAGCAGCAGUCAUGGUUCCCGGCAAGUCGAAAACCAGACCGGUCGAUUCCGGCGACUCCCAUCAACGAGCAAGGACCGCGCGAGGCAUUGACAGGUCGGACGCGUUCAGCGUCGAGCCUUGCGAACCAAGCGCAGGUCACCUCGGAGCUUGCCAAAUCGCUCGGUGACAAGAAGAAACGGGCCAUCACGUUGAGCAAAAUGAUUCGAAUCGACGUCGACACAAGGAAGCGGUCCAACAGACCCGAGAUUGUCAACCUGCACUACGACAGGCUACACAACCCGGAAAACUGCUAUCAUCUCGAGCUGGCCUGGCUUAACGUGACUUCCAAGCUCGUCGACGAUGCGAUCGUCAACUGGACCACUCAGGCGGAAAAGUACGGCUUGAAGCUGGUCGAGGUGCCGAUAGCAGAAGCAUCCCGAGUUCCAGACCACGAACCUUUCCGGGCCCCCUAUCGCAUCAAGCUGGCGUUGGAGCCUCCUCAACGGGCCGUGACGAACAACGUGUAUUUCACCGCCACGUCCUUUGGACCGCAGGCGCCACUGAAUUCCGACGUGCACCUUUACCAAAAGGCGCUGCUGAAGCGCUUCAACUUCGUGCUCGACCUCGAAGCCACAUCUGAGUUUCCCGAGAACGUCGAGAUUAGAUACUCCUGGGGCACGCUGGACUAUCGGUACACGCAGUUCGUGCACCGCUCUGGUGUGGGUCUCGCGCAAAUCACCGACGAGGGUGACAUUCUGUUGCUGGCCAACCGACUGUACAAUUCCAGACUCGCGUCCGGCAAGGACACCUCCUCGAGGAUGGACAGCACCCUGAAGAAAGAAGCCACUCCAAACACCGCCGCAUCAUCAAUCAUAUUGCGACCACCGCCGUCCAUGGUGAGCGGCUCACCCACCAACAAUAACAACAUCAACAACAACCACGGCGGAAGCGUCAGCAGCAUUAGUAGUAACAGCAACAGCAACAACGCCAACUCUGUCGCAGGUGUCCAGGCAUCCGGGAUCAUCGGACUGAACGUGGCGUCACCGAGAACCGCGCCGUUUUCGUCACCACUGAUGCGUCCCCUGUCAAACACGACUCCUCUCGGGACCCCUGGCGCCGCCGCCGCCGCAGGCAUGUCAACACCGAGUCUAUCCUCGGCGUCCGGGUCCACCAUGGCCGUGCCGCCGCAACCGCCCCUGGUGACGACCCCCCAAGUCACCGCCGACGUGUUCGGGGCCGGCCGUCAGUCUCUUUUGCUCGGCGGGAACGUCCCGGGCCAGUACAUCACCCCCGAACAGAUCAAGGACGACCUGGAGGCUCUGUGCCACGACAGGGACCGGCUCGAGGCCUUUUACCGGGAGGUCGCCGCCACCCUGCCUCAAGUCGUCGGCCAGCGUGACAGGGAGAGGGAACAACGCAAGCAGACGGGCGGGAGCACCGGCACGGGGGGGACGAGCUCGAGUCUCCUCCGGCCCGUCAAGGAAGUCACGGUGGAAGGGGAGAUUGGCAUCCCCGAGUUCAAACUCCCCGAGGCAGUGACGGGGAGGAGGACGUCUCAGAGUUGA